AUGCGCUCUUCCCGGAGCCGCGUUGCUCAGCAGCCAGCAAUCCAGGCCUUUACUCGGGCAACCAAGGCCGGCAUCACGCAACUGCCUGCAAAGAAUACGCUCACUUCCACCAAGUCGCUUCCUGUCCUGACUGCUACCCCGACAAAGUCGCUCCCCGUCUCGCCUUCCAAGAAACGCAAGCUGCAAGAACUCGAAAACUUCGACAACGGCAAGACCGCAACCACAAUUGAGGAGGAAGAAUCACCGUCGAAAACUUUGCGACUAAAUGAACUUUCCGUCAACUCACCACGCAGUGGCCACUAUACAUCGCCAAAGAAAACCCCAAGCCGACGGGGUCGCGCAUCAGCCCAGCAGCCACCUUCAACGCCCUCCGCCCCUUCUAAGCAGAGGACACUGAACUUCGAAAAAGUAGCGCCAGUCCUCGAAGAAACACCUGUGGUCGAACGACCGGCCUUUUUCCACGACAUUCUCAACCUCCACUCAGCCUUCGUGCAGGCUUUCUCAAUCCACAUGGCGCACAAUGGCGCAAACACACCCGCCGACCUCCGCGAAUUCCUCGGCAGCGUCACUCGUCUCUGGAACAAACGCAAGGUCCAAACGAAAGACCUACAGCGUAUCCUGUGGGUGUGGGAGCAGAGCACACUAGUCUCCAGCAUCUCAUAUCGCAUGGCGAACUACGGCCUCGGCAAGAUCUGUAUCGAACGCACCGUGAUCAUCAGCGUCCAACCACCCAUCAUGCAAGACUCGUUCGAAGAAGCACUGGAAUUACUUUGGGAGAAAGCACCGGAGUCCCUGCGCAACUCAAGUGAAGAAGAGCAGUCGACAUUAUUCACGGAUUCAUUCGGCCUCGCCACUAUCCACGAAUCUCUUGCUCCAUUAGUUACGUUCCGGAAAGGUCAGCAGCGACUGCAGGAUUUGAAGGGAGGUCUUGUGCGAUUGAACGCCGAGAGACUGCGCGCCGAUAAGGUUGACAUGACUCCUCUUGAACGCAAGGCGACUGUUAGUCGUGGACAGGGUCUUCUGGAUCGUAUUAAGAGUAAGCAGCUCCGCCAGUCUAAGCUUCCGCCUCCGCCUUCGAAGACUGAGCUUGUGCGUCGCUCUGCUGCGGAUCGUGUCGAGGAGGUUGCUGGGAUCCUGGCUAUGUUGCGUCCUGCUGGGACUGUCGGUCAUGGGAUUCGGGCGAUGCUUGCUGCUCAGCGCAAGCCGUUUAAGCUUGAUGUUAUGAUUGAGCAUGUUCGUGACUCUAUUCGCAGCGAGAUUGCUCCUGAUGAAGUUGAGAAGUGUCUUGAGAUUCUGGCUGAUUCCAAGGUCGCUGGUAGCUGGGUUAGCAUUGUGACUAUUGGAUCUAUGAAGUCGGUUGUGUUGAAGUCUUGCAGGGAUGUCUGUGUUAAAGACAUUGGUGUGAAGAUGGCUCAGCUCAAGGCCGAAUGGGGUUCCUCUCCUUCUGUACAGACUUCUGCCCCCAAUGUUUGA
Messenger RNA from Penicillium brevicompactum, 1473 nucleotides. RefSeq names its product DNA replication factor Cdt1 C-terminal domain-containing protein. Bases 1 to 1473 code for a protein of 490 amino acids. The transcript has a single exon. The record is from RefSeq and is a predicted model, not a curated record. Lineage: Eukaryota; Fungi; Ascomycota; Eurotiomycetes; Eurotiales; Aspergillaceae.